Dioscorea cayenensis subsp. rotundata (Guinea yam) is the source of this 1515-nucleotide messenger RNA. RefSeq names its product transcription factor bHLH121-like. Lineage: Eukaryota; Viridiplantae; Streptophyta; Magnoliopsida; Dioscoreales; Dioscoreaceae. Gene Ontology annotation, biological process: intracellular iron ion homeostasis. Gene Ontology annotation, molecular function: protein dimerization activity; DNA-binding transcription factor activity. The record is from RefSeq and is a predicted model, not a curated record. The transcript has 5 exons. The coding region runs from base 150 to 1223 and encodes 357 amino acids.
CCCAGUGCACAUACCACACGCCAUCAGCGCGUAAGCGCACUCGUGGCGGGGCCGCCGCCCAGUCCCAGCUCAGCCUCCCCCGGAUCUCCGCCGCCCAUACUCAGGAACCCCUCUCCAUUCCCAUCCCUCCCUCCUUUCUCUCUCGUGUCAUGGAUCCAUGGAAGCCAUCGGACGCCUUCUUUCAGCCCCCGCCUUCCGUUCCUCUCACCACCUCCGGGUUCCACACCUCCUGCGCUGAUCUCCGACCCUCUUCCGACCAACAACAGCCGGGUUCGAGUUGUCAAAAGAUUGAACAAGAAAACAAAGAUACUAUUUCUGCACGGAAAGUUCAGAAAGCUGAUCGGGAAAAACUAAGGAGGGACAAACUAAAUGAACAAUUUUCAGAACUGGGUAACACACUAGACCCAGAUCGACCCAAGAAUGACAAGGCAACCAUCCUCACUGAUGCAAUCCAAGUGCUGAAGGACUUGACUGCUCAAGUGAACAGAAUGAAAGUUGAACAUGCAUCUCUAUGUGAUGAGUCACAAGAGUUGAUACAAGAGAAGAAUGAGCUCAGAGAAGAGAAAGCAACUUUGAAAGCAGAUAUAGAUAAUCUGAAUGCUCAAUAUCAUCAAAGGCUCAGGGCUCUGUUUCCAUGGGCUGCUAUGGAUCCUUCAGUCGUUAUGGGCCCACCUCCUCCGUAUUCAUUCCCAAUGCCAGUUCCAAUGGCUUCUGGUCCAUUCCCGGUCCAUCCAACACCACCAUACCACUUCUUUAGAAAUCAAAAUCCUGGAACUAUAUCCAUUCCUUAUUCCAUGUAUACGCCAUAUUCUUCUUCCUUUGCUAAUGCUCAGGUUGACCCAUCAUCUAACCAUCGACGCACUCCUCAUCAUCACGCAAGCAGCAAUAAUUCUCAUACCACUAGUGCACAGGAUUCUAAGAAAAAGACGUCCAAUGAUCAGCGGCAAAAUUGCAAUGAAAGAAGUGAUGACUUUAGUGAUGUUGCCACUGAGUUGGAGCUUAAGACUCCUGGAUCUUCUGUGCCUUCCGCGCAUUCAGAAGCAGCGAAGGAUCAGGACCCAAGUCCUGAAGAGGGUAAGAGAAGGAAACAGUGGUCAGGAUCUGUUCAUCCAAAAGUCAAUAUUGUUACCGAAGCGACCAGCUCAAGCAUGUGUUCUUCCUCUGUCUUGCCUGAUAGUUCCUGCACUAGUGCUGGCGAUGAGAUGGUCACUGAUAACCGAUAAACUUCAAACUGAUGCCAUUUGACAGCCUCAUACCAUAGAAUGUACAGUAUGAUGACCAUUCCCACAUACACAGGUUCUGUUAAUGGGGACAACUAUAGCAUAAGAAGUAUAGAUAAAAAAGAUGGUCCAAUUUGAUUGAACUGCUGUGAUAAUAAGUCACUGCUGGUUGGAUGUGGCGGGAUUAUGUGAUGGUGCUGCUUACCAGCUCAAGUCAUGCCAUGUAGAACUUUUCUAAUUAUAUCUGUAGACUCAUGUAUGACUUUCAAUGGUGAAAAUGCUAAUAUUAAUUACA